Messenger RNA from Topomyia yanbarensis, 2703 nucleotides. RefSeq names its product nose resistant to fluoxetine protein 6. Lineage: Eukaryota; Metazoa; Arthropoda; Insecta; Diptera; Culicidae. The record is from RefSeq and is a predicted model, not a curated record. Gene Ontology annotation, molecular function: acyltransferase activity, transferring groups other than amino-acyl groups. The transcript is spliced from 11 exons. The coding region runs from base 485 to 2578 and encodes 697 amino acids.
CGAUAUAAUAUCCGAAGAGAGUGAUAAGAGUUAUAAGAAAUGUCUCAUCACACUGUUAGGUGGAUUAAAAGCGUUUUUAGAUUAGAAAGAUGGGUAGGUAAUGUCAACGACAUUACCGAAAUGAAGUAGCAUACAUUUUAAGUUGUUAAUACGAAUGCUGCAAUUUUUCCUAAUUUCUGAAAGGUUUUAUUAAAAUAAGUUAUUUCGGUAUUUCUAGUGGAAAUAGCGAAAUAACGGUACAAGUAUUUACGAUUCUCGACUGCUGCCAAAUGAAUUGUUUCAUUCUCAUUAAAUGUUAUUUUCAGGGUUACCAUAUGAGUAUAAAUAUGUUGGAAUAUUUCAGGUUUCGAUGUACGUGUACCGAUAUUUCGGUAUUUCCAUUAGAAAUAACGAAAUGGAUGGUUUUAAUAUAACCUAUCAGAAUAUAUUCAAAAUUGUAGCAUUCGCAUUAACAGCCUAAAGUGUAUUCUACUUCACUCCGGUUAUGUCUCUGACAUUACCCACCCAUCGUUUUAUAAAGAGUACUUCGAAGCAUUGGCCAUUUUCAUAUCAAGUGGACGAUUCGUCUGGAAAAUAUAACCAAGGAUUUUUCUGGGGCAACAACUACUGGACCGGAUCGAUAACACAGUGCUCCUUCAUCAAUCAGAGCAAAACAAGAAGCAGAAAUUUGACAAAAGUUGUAAAGAACACCGAUUUAUCUUACAUCAACGGAAACUUUCUUGAAGCCUCAGAGAUGAUGCAUGAAAAUCCACCUUUUAAUACUGGUUUUUACAUGCUGAAAGUUUUGCUAAAUAAUACUCACAAGUUAGGACCGCCCCGAACAGUGUUGAUGGGACUGUGUCUUCCUGGAACCUGCCAGCUCAGCGAUAUUGUCCAAAUGACACAUACAAGUCGAUCUACCCAGCAGAACUUCCAAAUACUAGGCGUGAGAUCCCCGACAUUGAAUAAUUUCUCGCUGUGGAAAGACAUCACGUUCCAGAUUUUAUUCAUUGCGACAAUCGCCGUAGCAUUGUUAAUAAUUGGAGGUACAGGAUGUGAUUUAGUGCUCAGAAAGAGAUAUGAGGCUGACCUGCGAAUGAAAAAGUACUCAAAAGAUCUAAAUUCGGAAUCGUCUUCCGGAUUGGGCUGUACGACUUACGAUCUUACUCAUGGCAUUCCUGACAAGACCAACAAAACAAAUCGUGAUGCAUUCGGUAUUCCGACAGGAGUUAAUAAUAACAACUCGGAUGAAAAUCUUGCUAUUGAACCAACGAGCACUGAGGAGAAAAAACUUAGUGUGUGGAUUGAGAUGCUGCUUUCAUUCUCUGUGGUAACCAAUUUCCAGGCAAUCUGCGAUAGAAAUGUGGGCAACGAUACUAUUCCAUCCAUUCACGGACUACGCACAUUGUCUAUGCUAUGGGUUAUUUUAGGGCACACAAUGAUCGUCGUUUUUAAAUAUUCGGAUAAUAUGGAGCUCAGAAAAGUAGUGGAGAAGAAAGUGCUGUUCCAAGCAGUUCUGAACGGAGCAUACAGCGUGGAUACAUUUUUUUUCAUCAGCGGCUUUCUCGUUUCAUACAUUUACUUCCGAACAAAUGCUAAAGGAAAGCUCGAAAAACUCACGCAAGGUGUAAAUGAGUUUACGGCAGGAACAUAUCACUUUUUCGGCUUAGUAGGAUAUCGAUUCAUGAGGCUAACUGCGCCGUAUCUGUAUGUGCUUGGAGUGGUUGAAGUAGCCAUGCGACAUUUGGAACAAAACUCCGUUUUUGAACCCCCAACACAAGAUCACAUCAACUGCCCUAAGUAUUGGUGGCGCAAUAUAUUGUAUAUUAAUACACUUUUUCCGGUGGAGCAAAUGUGCAUGCUCUGGAGUUGGUACUUAUCAGACGACACUCAGUUUUAUAUCAUCGGAGCAAUUAUCCUGAUUAUAGGUGUGAGACAUCUCAAAUUUGCCGCUGGAAUGCUAGUAGUUUUCAUGAUUUCAUCGUGGGCCACUACCGCAUACAUAGCAUUUUCGAAUAACCAUAUGCCGAAUGCCGACGAUCCGUUUGCACUAUUCGACAAAAUAUACGACAAACCAUGGACGCGACUUGGGCCUUACCUUGUAGGAAUGUGUGUUGGUUGGGUUUUAUUUAAAACCAACUGUAAAAUUAGUAUGUCAAAGGUUAUGGUAGCCCUAGGAUGGACUGCGUCAACUAUAAUGAUUCUAUAUUUAUUGUUCGGGCUUUUCAAUGCCACCCUGACGAAAAUAGCUGCCGCGGCAUAUAGCUCCCUAAGUCACACCGCUUGGGCGGCAGCUUGUGCCUGGAUUAUAAUUGCCUGCUCAACGGGCUAUGGAGGCUGGGUGAAUAAGCUUCUUUCGGCACCCAUACUCUAUCCUUUCUCUAGAGUCACAUAUUGCGCUUAUUUGGUGCAUCCAAUAGUGAACAGGAUUUAUGCAAUGGAGUCGGAUUCACCAAUUCACAUGACAACUAACAAUUUGACUACACUUUAUCUGGGUCAGGUUGUGUCAUCGUAUGUGUUGGCUUUCAUCAUUUCUCUUUCUUUCGAAGCUCCAGUGGUUACCAUGCUUCGUAUUAUGUCACCGACAAGAAAGAAAUAAAUGCUUUAAAAAGCCUAUUAGUUUUAUAUAAGGACCGCGUAACUAGAGAUUAAGCGUACUGUUGUCAGCUAUUAACCACGAAAAAUUGAAUUUUGUACAUUUCUCGAAAUUAAAUCUGUUGUAAC